Messenger RNA from Caretta caretta (loggerhead turtle), 10759 nucleotides. RefSeq names its product thioredoxin domain containing 16 (gene TXNDC16). NCBI's taxonomy places the organism in Eukaryota, Metazoa, Chordata, Testudines, Cheloniidae. The record is from RefSeq and is a predicted model, not a curated record.
GUGGCGGCUGGGCCUGCCAGUCAGAGCCGGCCCGCCCUCCGCGGGCUCUCCGGGCUCCGUUUUGUUCUUGGGUUGCCGCCGCCGCCCGACUCGGUUUCCGACCUCCCUCACUUUGUUCGCCUCUCGCCGCCAGGCUUGUUCUCCCGGCUCAGCGAGCCGCCGCUGUGCGGUGCGCCCUCCCGAGCCGCAGCCGCGCGCUGCCUGGGACUGGGAUCAGCUGCGCGGAGACAGGCCUGUGCGGGCGGGCGGGUCUGUGCGGGGGACAGGAGCGGCUCAAGGUCUGCGGGGAGGCAGCGCAGAGAUCCCCAUUGCGAUAGCGGACCCCACAGAUCCCCAUUAUUAUAGAGGGUUUGCUGGUGAGAUCGCUAUAGGGAAGCUCAGCGAUCCCCACAGCUGUAGGGGUAGCUCAGAGAUCCCCACUGCUAUAGGGAAGCUCAGAGAUCCCCACUGCUAUAGGGGAAGCUCAGAGAUCCCCACUGCUAUAGGGGAAGCUCAGAGAUCCCCACUGCUAUAGGGGUAGCUCAGAAAUCUCCACUGCUAUAGGGAAGCUCAGAGAUCCCCACUGCUAUAGGGGAAGCUCAGAGAUCCCCACUGCUAUAGGGGAAGCUCAGAGAUCCCCAUUGCUAUAGGGGAAGCUCAGAGAUCCCCACUGCUAUAGGGGUAGCUCAGAAAUCUCCACUGCUAUAGGGAAGCUCAGAGAUCCCCACUGCUAUAGGGGAAGCUCAGAGAUCCCCACUGCUAUAGGGAAGCUCAGAGAUCCCCACUGCUAUAGGGGAAGCUCAGAGAUCCCCACUGCUAUAGGGGAAGCUCAGAGAUCCCCACUGCUAUAGGGGUAGCUCAGAGAUCCCCACUGCUAUAGGGAAGCUCAGAAAUCCCCACUGCUAUAGGGGAAGCUCAGAGAUCCCCAUUGCUAUAGGGGUAGCUCAGAGAUCCCCAUUGCUAUAGGGGUAGCUCAGAGAUCCCCACUGCUAUAGGUAAUACCUAGAUCUCCAGCACAGUAAGGUUUAGCUUGGCCUGGGUCUUUCAGCCCUAACUGUGGAGCAGCACCUGUGUCCUCCUGCUAUCAAGGGUGAGCCCUGUUACCUGCCCGCUGGAGGCAUCCAGUGCCACCACUCUCGGCAAGAAAGGCCCAGAGACACACAGGAGCGGAGGUAACGCGGGGCUGAUGUGAUCCCAUCCCACCAGUGCCAGAGGAGGGAUGGAUGGAGAACUUCACGCCACUGUCCUCGGGGCAAAAAAUGGUGUCUGAAACACACAGUAGCGCCUGCCAGGCCUCCUUUCAGGAUACUUCAUUACGAAGCAGCAGGAAUUGACCCACAGACGUGGCUUCUGCAGUGACUUUAACUGAGGAAAUCAUGCUCCCCCAAAUGAACGGAAGGCUUUCUUGCUGCUCUCUCCUCCUGUUAUGUACUUGUUACAUGUCUGCGGCAAGAAAUGCAAAUACACUGCAAGAGCUGAGCCCCCAGGAGUAUUUCGGUAGCUUGCAGCCGGGAAGAGCAUCCCUAGUUUAUUUUAGUCGAGACGCUCUUAUUGGUGUUUCAGUUUCUCCAGGUGCCCGUCUGUUUCUGGAACAGCUAGAGAACUCAGUUGGAGCGCUCCAGGACUAUGGGAUUUCAGUGGUGAAGGUUAAUUGUCUCAAAGAAGAGGUAUCAAGAUAUUGUGGGAAAGAAAAUGCCUUAAUGAAAGCAUACCUGUUCAGAGGUAACGUGUUGCUCAGAGAAUUCCCCACAGAUGCCCUGUUCGAUGUGAAUGCCAUUGUAGCCAAUAUCCUGUUUGCCCUCCUCUUUAACGAAGUUAAAUAUAUUACAACGCUGGUGGAGCUUCAGAAUCUAGAAAAUUCUCUGAAGCGAAGAUCAAAUGUCGUUUUUGCCUAUGUGCCAGCAAUUGGAACACCAGAGCACAGAGCAGUAAUGGAAGCUGCUUUUGUACAUGGGACUGCUCACCAGUUUGUUUUAACCACAGAAGUGGCGCUGUUGAAGACCAUUGGCUGUGAAGAUUCUGAUGCAUUGUCUGCUCGUCUCUUCUUCUGCCAUUGUCAGCGGGUCCCGGAUCUGACCCAGCCGUGCAGGAGGACUCCCAUGGAGCAGUCACUGACCACGCUGAACAUCCACACGUAUCUCAAACUGAUGGCAGAACCCCUUGUGACUGAAGUUGCUGAAGAUCCAGAAAAGGUUUCAACUGUCCACCUACAGCUCGGCCUGCCGCUGGUAUUUAUUCUCAGUCAGAAGGAGACCUAUGAAGUUGAUAAGAGAACUGCUGAGUUUGUUGCAUGGCAGCUGCUGGGGAAAGCAGGAGUUGCCCUCUUAUCAAGGGAUUCCGUAGAUCUGAACGUUCUUCUCCGGUCUAACGUGGCCCUCAAGACAGCAGAAGAGGGUGCGCCGAUCAAAUACCUGGUUUUGGAAGAUACUGAUGAAAUAAUAGCCCUUGUGGAAGACAAGAUAAAGGGCGAACAGAUCCAGGAAGAUGAGGAUGAAAGUGACAAUAAUGACCAGGAAAUUCAAGAUGAUCAGGUGAUGGAAGCGGUUUACAGAGACAGGAAGCGAGAACUCCCUUUGGAACUCAUCCGUACCCUGACAGAAGAAACUUUUACUGCUGCUCUGACGGAGACCGCCCACGUGGUGGUGCUAUUCUACGCCAGUUGGGAAGCGGUGUCCCUGGCGAUGUUGCAGUCGUAUGUAGAGGUGGCCAUUGCAUUAAAAGGAACCCAAGGAAUUUUGCUUGCCAAAGUAAAUUGCUGGGACUGGCCUGAUGUCUGCAUGAAGCAGAAUGUCACUCAAUUUCCCAUUACCAAGAUGUAUGAGAAGGGAGCAAGACCACUGACUUACACUGGCAUGCUCGGAACAGCGGAGCUGCUCAGAUUCCUCAGGCUAAGCAGCAUUUCCUGCCCUGUGAAGCUGACCACGAUUGAAGAAGUGGACGAUUAUUUAAGUGGAGAAGUUUAUGCCGACUCGUCAUCAUACCACAGCACAUCAGUUCUGGGAAUAUUUCACCCUAGCAUGAAAGAAGCAAGGGAAGCUUUUGUCAAAGCAGGAAACAUGCUCCGGGGAUAUGUAACAAUAGGACUGUAUGCUGAAGAUGAUGCGUUGGUUCUGGCCCGUAAAUAUGCUGUUCCUCUCCCAGUGCUGCUUCUCGCUAGGCAUGAAGAUCACAGACUAGAUAGCAUCCCGCUGUCAAAACAGAGUGCACUGGACAUAGUUCAGACAAUCAGGUCCCAAUUACUGGAAACAUUUCCAGAAAUCACAGUGGAAAAUCUCCCCCACUACUUGAGCCUGGAAAAACCCUUACUCAUUUUGUUCAGCGAUGGAGGCCUAAAUCAAAGAGUGAGAAUGGAAAUGUUGAGUUUGGCGAAUGGAAAAGGCCACGAGGCAUUUCUCGCUUGCUGGAUGAACCUGAAAACCACUCCUGUAGGCAGAGGAGUCCUGAAGGCAUAUUUCAGCAUUCCACCUCCUCUGCCACUUCUUGCCUGGGUGAACCUUCAUUCCGGCGGGGAAGUAUUUGCAUUUCCUUCGGACCAAUCUGUCACCGAAACGAACAUUUUGUCUUGGCUCGAGAAAUUAAUAGCCGGGCUCGAGAUUCCCAGCACUACUUUGUCUGAUGAAGCCUGGAAGCCUCCUCUUCCUGCUUACAAUUUCUUACACAUGAUGAAGGCCACCCUCCCUGAAUUCACAGUGCACACAGUUUAUAGUCGUGGUGGCACCGAUGAGCUGCAGCAGGCAGAGGAGGUCUCUGAGGAGAAGCCGACUGUCCGAGAGGAGCAGGUGGAAGAACCGGGGCUGGAAGCAGAGAAAGGCCAGUCGCCAGGGAGAGACUUGCGUGGCACGGCCCCAAGGCUGGCAGGAAGAGAGAAGCCACCCAAGCGACACACGGAGCUGUGAUGGCCAACGAUCAGCCUACGGGUGCUAAUGAAGGCCGUUAGAAGGGUGACCAGGAUGUUCCUCCCAUGCUGAUCCAGCAUUUAAAAUGGUCACAGCAAUUCUUUAAACCCAAAAGGGAUGAGGUUGUGUGAGAAACUGGCCAUGGAGUGAAGGCCGCAGCAGGAUUACUAUUUAAAGCCCCAUUUCCAAGCUGAUCAAGCGCAGGUCAUUCUGUCUAGCACUACGAUCUGCGUUACCACUGCCGGUCUCUGAGAAUGUUCCUGCGGGUGCAUCCCAAUGGCCAGAUGGUCAGGUCACUGCAUAAAUCUCACCCGUUGUAUUGCGUUUCAUGGCAAAUCAGGAAAGGAAAUAGCUUGGCAUUCUGCUUUUUGCAAGCUGAUCAGGAUGUGAACAAGCUAAUUCCUAUGGCUGAGGGCUCUGUCCACACACCGAACUCACCCAGUCUAGUUAAAGCCAUAGUGUACGCGCAGUUAUACUGGUAUAAAUGUGAUUACACCAGCAUAAGGCACCUUUAUACCGGUAUAACUGCGUCCACACUAGGAGCUGUACUGGUAUAACUAUGUCGGUAGAAAAAUCACACCCCUCAUGGAAAUAGUGACAUCGGUACAAAAGCCGCGUGUGGCGCUGGCCUUAGAAAAGGGGAGCGGAGUGCGGAAGACAAACACACUGGACUUCCCAGGUCUUGUCUUUCCCCUGACUGCUUGGGUAGGCCUAGCUCUGCGCAGCUGAGUCCAUCACUCUGCUGUUUCGGAGCAGGGAUGGGCCCGGACAUACAAACUGGCUGGCUCCCUGCAGGCUGAUUGCAGGCAGCCGUCACCAAUCAUCUCACAGUUCCUCCCGUGAUGACUAGUCAGGGGGCUGCGACGUGAGCAGACUAGGAAGGGAGAGCGCGGAAGGACAGCCGUUCAGAGCUGGGCAGAAGGCAUCAGGGUUUAAAAGGAAGAUUUAAAAAGAUUUAAAAAGAGAGCCAAGGCUGCUGGGAGAUCUGUUUCACAUCCUCUUCCAGAUUGGGAGACUUACCACCCCGGAAAAAGGCAGCAUCCCUUCGGCGCUUGCUUCCCUUUUACAAUCAAGGGUGGUGGUAAUCCACGUUCCCUCUAUGGUGCACGGCGAUGCAGGAGGCUGCACAGUUAAUUAGCAGAGCCGCACUGCACUCGGAUGUGGCCACGGUUGGGCCUGGAAGAUGGCAGUGGGGUGAGGUGGGGGCUGGUGGUGGGAUGGGGUGUGCGGGGCUACGGUGAGGAGAGACGCCUCUCCCUCCCAGCCCUGGGGCUGCGGCGAUGGGGCGAGAGGCCUCUCCCUCCCAGCCCUGGGGCUGCAGUGGGGGGAGAGACGCUCUCCCCCAGCCCAAGUGCUACUGAGGGGAGAGAGGGCUCGGGGGAGUCCUUUCUCCACGCCCCAGCCCCGGGGCAGCCUACACCCCAAACCCCUCAUCCCCCGGCCCCACCCCAGAGACCACACCUCCAGCUGGAGCCCUCCCCCCUGCACCCCAACCCUCUGCCCCAACUCUGAGCCCCCUCCCAAACUCCAAACCCUUCAGCCCCACCUCCACCACACAUCACCUCCAUAUUGGUGCACAUAACAAGAAAUCAUUCUGCACAGGGGUGGGAAAAAUUAGCGGGAACACUGAUGGUAACGUAUUCAUUUGUGGCGCCUAAUCCACAGGGGCUACUCACGGGGGCCUGGGCUGCAGGAUCAGGCACCUGCUAGGAAGGGAAGAAGGCCUGGUCAAGAUCCGUUGAAGGCCGCGGGAAUGUUUGUGCAUAGGAUCAGCUGGCAUCCGCUCAUUUCAACAAACUGCCCUUGGAACGAGCCCUUCACACCACUGGGCUCAAUUGCCCAGACUCCUUUAUAGUGUUAACACACGCACAAAAAUGCUAAUCAAUUGCUCAGAGCAUUGUAAAAUGCUGUGUUUUCCCAGACCUGCAUGCUGCUUAGGUACCCCAGUAAUGGGAGUUAUUUGGAAUGCCUGGUUGGAUAGAAAUAGACGUAGAGCUGUUUGGUUUUCCCGAGGUCCCUGACUGAAACAGACCGUUUCUUGACCUAGUUUUGAAGGCAGGCUUCAAAGCACACGUUUCUUUUUUUUCUUCAAGGUUGUAUUAUGAAUCUAACACAGGCCUAUCGGUUAAUCGCAGUUAACUCAUGAGAUUAACUCCAAAAAAUGAAUCGCGAUUAAUCACAGUUUUCAUCACACUGUUAAGCAAUAGAAUACCGGUUGAAAUGUAUUAAAUAUUUUUGGAUGAUUUUCUACAUUUUCAAAUAUAUUGAUUUCUAUGACAACACAGAGUAAAAAGGGUACAGCGCUCCCUUUACAGUAUUAUUUUUAUUACAAAUAUUUGCACUGUAAAAAUGAUAAACAAAAGAAACAGUAUUUUUCAAUUCACCUCAUACAAGUACUGUCAUGCAAUCUCUUUAUCAUGAAAGUGCAACUGACAAAUGUAGAUUUUUUUUUGUUACGUAACUGUACUCAAAAACAAAACAAUGUAAAACUUUAGAGCCUGCAAGUCCACUCAGUCCUACUUCUUAUUCAGCCAAUCGCUAAGACAAACAAGUUUGUUUACAUUUACGGGAAAUACUGCUGCCAGCUUCUUAUUUACAAUGUCACCUGAAAGUGAGAACAGGCGUUUGCACGGCACUUUUGUAGCUGGCGUUGCAAGGUAUUUACGUGCCAGAUAUAAAAAUUUUAUUAAAGCUAAUGUAAAAAUUAUAUAAUGCACAGGUUGAGAAAAAAGAAAAGGAGUACUUGUGGCACCUUAGAGACUAACCAAUUUAUUUGAGCAUGAGCUUUCGUGAGCUACAGCUCACUUCAUCGGAUGCAUCACGAAAGCUCAUGCUCAAAUAAAUUGGUUAGUCUCUAAGGUGCCACAAGUACUCCUUUUCUUUUUGCGAAUACAGACUAACACGGCUGUUACUCUGAAACCUGUCAUUAUGCAAGGUUGAGAAAAGUGUGUCUGUACAUCUGGAUAUAGUGUUUAGAUUAUCCACAGAUACAAAGUUUGUUUAAAAACUUAUAAAAUAACAUCUAGUACAUAAUCUGCAAUAACCCAAAUUCAGAUGAAUAAAUUUAAUGAUACAGUUUAGAUAUUUGAAUCCGAAUACUCAGGUACCUCACUCAAGAAAAGUUAUACAGAGAGUUAGUUGUAGAAGCUAUAGGAAGGAGUGUAGAUUGUCCCUCAGUAAUUGAGCAUUUAGGAUGUGCUGUCCCUUAAUAGAUAUAAUCAAUCAGAGAAUUUUUUCAGUUACUUUCUGAUUUCGCUUCUCUUCAGCACUCCAGCUCAUCUCUCCUGGUAUUGCCGAUGUCUGGUUCUAGAUAGAUGUCCCUUGAAAACGUAGAAAACAUCCAAAAAUAUUUAAACAAAUUGUAUUCUAUUAUUGUUUAACAGUGCGAUUUAAUUUUUUUAAACGCUUGACAGCCCAUACCUAAUAUAAAAAGAGCAGGAGCCUGUAGUGCUGUGAACUAUUCCCAAGGGAAAUAAAGGGAACAAAGUGAACUGGAUCCUCAGCUGGUGUCGAUCCGUUCUAGUCUACGGAGGUUCUGAUGCCACGCUCUUCACUAGUAGCUGAGCGCCUUCUAGUAGUGACUGAAGCAACAUGACCUACAUCUGGGACAUGCUCUUUGCUCUCUCAUCCUAUCCCCAGGAGGAGAAGCGUGCGCAGGGGUGUGCUUUCUUUUGGAAUUUUUUAUAACCUAUACCCAGGGUCUGCGGAGCGCCAUUGGCUUCGGUGUGAUGACUGACAAUCGAGGAUCUGGCCCGGUGUGUUUCAUUAGUAAGGCCCUACCAAAGUCACCCUCCAUUUUGGUCAAUUUCACAGCCGUGAUAUUUUAAAAAUCAUAAAUGUCAUGAGUUCAGCUAUUUAGAUCUGAAAUUUCCUGGUGUUGUAAUUGCAGGGGUCCUGACCCAAAAAGGAGUUGGGGGGGGGCGGGUCGCAAGGUUAUUGUAGGGGGAUUUGGGGGUACGGCCACCCUUACUUCUGGGCUGCUGCUGGUGGCAACGCUGCCUUCAGAGCUGGGCACCCAGCCAGCAGCUGCUGCUCUGCAGCCGCCCAGCUCUGCAGGCAGCGCAGAAGCAAGGGUGGCAAUAGUGCGACCCCCCUAAAAUAACCUUGUGACCCCCCUGCAACGUCCUUUCGGUCAGGACCCCCAAUUUGAGAAACGCUGUCUGCCCCAGGAAAUAUGUGUCGUAUUGGGUAAAAGCACACAAAAGACCAGAUUUUGUGGGAGGAGACCAGAUUUCACAGUCCGUGACACGUUUUUCAUGGCCUCGAAUUUGGUAGGGCCCUAUUCAUUAGUGUAAGUGUGCUCACCGGAAGGUGUGAUCUCUCUCUCGGCCCACUGAAUGCUUACUUGUCAGAGGACCUGCUGAUCUGAAAUGGAGUUUGUGCCAAGGGAAGGGUGUUCAGAUAUCCCUGCUCUUCCUGACUGUUCCCUCUGUAAUUUGGCUGCGUGGCAGGGAUGCUGUUACCAGGUAGGAGUGCAAGAGCCUCACCUUUGUUCCUGGCACUACAGGCCGCCCUUGUGUGGAAGGCGGGUGGGGAGGGAUCGUUUUUAAAAUGCGAACGGCCCCGUGAGAAUUGAACCCACAAACUAGACCUUUGUGCUCGCUGCAGCCCGCUGCUCUCACCUGCAACGUCCCGCUUGGAAGGAGCGCACAGGGAGGGAGGCUUUGAAAGGCAGAUGAUUGUGCUAACAGCUGAAUCGCUGGUCAUGAACACACGUGGAGUUCUCUGCUAGCAGCAGGGAGAGCUUGCUGGCAUUAGCCACUCUACACCGAGUUACACUCCAAUAAUUGUCGCGUUGGGCCUGAUCCUGUUGAAAUCUAAGUGAGUUUUACUGUUGACGUUAGUGGGAGCAGGAGUGGACCCUUCACUGCCCCCCGAACAAGGCCCUAUACGCUGCUCAAGACCCACAGGCUGAUGGAGGCUUUAAAUGAUGCCCAGUUUAGGCUCUCUUUGCUGUCGUGAACUUCACUUUUGGUUCAUAGGCACAACCACUAAGGGAAAUUCCAUCCACUGUUCACAGCUCUUGGAGAAAAAGAAGCAAGGGAUUAUUAAGGUGUCUAUGCCAGAAAUCUUUAAAUGGAGCCAAAGGGAAUGACGACGAUUAAUAUCCCCCUCUUUGUCUAAUGCACGUUUAAUAGCAAUGCAGCCUUUGUGUGUGAGCAGGGAAAAGUUGACAUGACAGCAAAUGCCCCAGUACAGGUAUGUUGCUGUCUUUUAUCUACACCAAAUCAAAUCUAAAUACUAAGGUCUUAGGCUGGCACUAUUCAUUUUGAGCCAGAUCCAGGAAAUGUCCAUGUGUUAAAUGUUAAAUUGAGAUUGGAUGGCUUGUUCUGAAGUUAUUGGCUUGGUUCGGAAAUCACUGUGUGGAAUGCAAUGGCCUGUGUUAUGCAGGGGAUCAGUCUGAAUGAAAGCCCUAAAAUCUAUGAAUAACUGCUCGGGUGAGUAGCCGUGCAGUGGGACUAUUCACCCAAGUAAAGCUAACCAUGUGCAGAAGGGUUUGCAGGAUCAGAGCCCUGAGUAGUCCCAUUGAAGUCAGUAGCAGUUUUGCCUGAGUGAGGAGCACAGUAUCGGGUCCUAAAACAUGUUGGAUUAUUCAGGUUUAGUCUGGGAUUUUUAGCUGAGAAGCUGUACUGAAUUUUCCGACACCAGCAGAAAACGUAAGACCAGACCGAUCCGUGCAUAUAGGAGAGAACUCAUCAGAUGUCUGAGGUAUACUGCUGCAGUGUUUGGUUAUCAUCAGAAUGCCCACAGUUCUCUUCAUCAGCUGAGAAAAGGGCUCUGGGUUACACUGAUGUAUUUGCUUUGGGUCCGAAGCAAUCCCGGGGAAGGAUAAUGGAUGGACACAGUAGCAAGAGGGAAAAAAUCAUCGACAAACCUAAUCCAUUCAGGUGGUUUUGAGUGGGAAAAAAAACACUGUGUUUGUAGGAAGAGGUCUUGAAUCCUUAGGGUACGUCUACACUGCAGUGUAAGCUCAGGGUUCAGACCCAGGCUCAAGGCUAACGCCCUUUCUGUCUAAACACAAAUCACGCUAGUCCAAGGCUUGGACCCAGAGUCCCAGGACUCCACAGGGAUGCAGGGUCUGAGCCUGAGUCAAGCCGGGACCCAGGGUUCAAGCCGUAUUGCUUUGCAACAUAGACACAGCCCCACUCGAUGCGUGCUCUGGGAGUCUGCCAAAAGUAUCACACAAGCCAACUUUCUUUGUUCUCUGGACAGUCAAGUUUGGUGGACGAUCAAGUUUUCUCACACUACACCCUGAACAAAGGGGUAGAAUGGCCCCACAUUUGCGGAGGAUGCUAGGAAUUCUGAGAUAUGGGUGGUUGGACUUGGGCACACAUAAUACAGGGAAGACGAAGGAGCCCAAGGUGAGACCCAGGGUUCAAGAAUUCCUAACCGGGGUUACAAAUGAGUGGAGAUGCUCAAGCUUUUAACAAACCCAGCAUCGGCUAGCUCAAGUUCUGCUAUUCCUGGGCUUACAUUGCAGUAGAAUAGCAUUAAGAUACAGAAUGAAUCCAUGUCGUGCUUCAAAACAGAAGUCCUUUUCAGUGCACGGUAUGUGUCAAGGGACUGGAAUGAGGCCAAUGAUCUUUGUGUGACUGUGUGUAUUGAUGCAUUUAAGUUAAAUGAAGCACAACUACAGUGAGCAUCAAUUAUAUCCAUUUCCUUCUCGGACAUUGAGUAUUAAAGUGUCAUUUCAUCUGUUUAAGCCGCAGAUCUGUAUUUCCCAGGACGUUGUGUUUGAGAAUUGCAUGUGUAGGGCAUGGUGACUCGAUGUUAUGUGCACCUUAGACACGUGGUAUUGACCUUUCCGGUCUUUUCACUGAACACUUUUUUCUUUUUUUGACUGUGUGCAGUUUACUGGGACAUAAUAAAGCUGGUAACUUUCA